CCCGUGCCAGUGUCGGCGCCACUGGUUGAGCCGCCGCCCGCCGCCAGCACCCAGCCGGCUAAACCACCGCAGCAUCUGGGUGGAGCGGACAGAUUGGGUAGAAUCCAGCUAACCCUGAAAUACAACCAGGCCCGCUGCGCACUGGCCGUCGUCGUGCAUAAAGUCACGAACCUGCCUAUGCAGGGUGACGACAUCCCUGACCCGUACGUCAAAACGUACUUGCUGCCAGAUAGAUCGGAGAAGAACAAACGCAAAACUCAGAAAUUCAAGGACAACUGCAAUCCCGUGUAUGAGGAGACCCUGGAGUAUGAGGGAAAACUGCACGAGCUCCUGCGCACCCUGGAGGUGCAGGUUGUCAGCAAGAAGACGUUCGCCCCCAACCAGAUCCUUGGCAUGAAACAUAUUGACCUGAAGUCCUUCGACCUGGAAAACGGGAUGACUCUCUGGUUUGACCUGGAGCCUGAAGACAGGUUCGACGAAUCGGAGGCCAAGCCGUCCACCCCUGCCUACGACCCGUACAGUCGUCCCCCGGCGGCCGCCGCUCCGCCAACGGUCGCGGAGCAGCCCCAACAGAAACCACUGACGCCCCAGGAGAGUGCGGUGCAGAGCCUGAUCCAGGACCUGCUGCCGGAGGAUGUUCCCGUGCGUGAGGAUCCCCCGGGACAGGCUGCUGCGCCGAGCCAGCCACCGCCGCACCCGGCCGGCGCGGACCGUCUGGGCAGAAUUGAGCUCACCCUCCGCUACAGUCACAUGAAGGACGCACUAGAGGUCACCGUGCACAGAGUCGCGAAUCUGCCCGUGCAGGGUGACGACAUCCCUGAUCCUUACGUCAAGACCUAUCUGUUACCGGAUAAAUCGGAGAGCAACAAACGAAAAACGGAGAAAUUCAAGGACGAGUGUAAUCCCGUUUACGAAGAGACGUUCGAAUACAAGGGGAAACAGAGUGAUGUCGGCAGUCGCACUCUCGAGGUUCAGGUGGUCAGCAAGAAAACAUUCGGCUGGAACCCAGUCCUCGGCAUGAAACACAUUGACCUGCGCGGAGUGAACCUGGAGGCGGGAACCACCGAUUGGUUCGACCUGGAGCCAGAGGAGCGGUUCGACUCGUAAGCGACACGCUCCUCUCCGAGCUGCAGUUCUUUAACCACCGACUGAAUUCCCUUAUUCACCGCCGUCGGCAGGCGGGGAGAACCGCGCCCUGUUCGGCUGAUUAGUGCUUUAUCUGUCCGUCACAAGCGUGUAGGCUGUGCUGUGGACUGAGGAGUCUGGUCCCUCACUAUCUUGGUUGGACGUUGGUUUUUUAACUCUGCUGCUUUUCUCCUGGUUGGCUUGUGUGCGCGCGAUGUGACUUUUGUUGGUUCUGUUGUCAGAGUAAUGUCAAAGGUCGCAGAAACAGAGGUCGAUCUGUUUUGCUCCCUUUGCUUUGAAGGCAGGGGUCAGCUGAGCAGCAGCCCAGAUAUCCCUUCUUGGGUCCCUAACGGUCCUGUUUCUCUCAUGGUGGCAGUUUUCUGGAUACGACUGAUACACAUCAGGGUGAUAAUUCUGGCUGUCCGUACCGAGUCACUGGUUGUUAGUUGUUACUGAAUAAUGCUGUCUGUGAUCCUGGUUGUUGCAAACGAUGUUACGAAGCAAUAUCAUGUGCUUGGACAGUAAUUUAACCGAUGCAUCAUAUACAUGCAAUGCAUUCUGUUGGCUAUUGCUAUUGCUGUUGCCCUGGGAUGUUUGCUCCUCUUACGAUGAUGGAGUUUGUCUCACUUCUCUUGAAUCUACUUACCUUAUCAGUGACAUAAUGGCAUUCGCGUUGCCAUAGUUAUGGUCUAUACUAGUCUGAGAUGGAGCGGCACGUCGUUGCUACCGCUCUGCUAUGUGGUGUGUUCGGACUGAAUGGUGGACAGAUCUGUAUGGAAGAGGCCAACCAGACUCUCUGCUUGGGUUUGCUGUCAACUAAUAGACUUGUAAUGUUCCUUGCUUUGUCAUAAUAUA
Messenger RNA from Amphibalanus amphitrite, 1980 nucleotides. RefSeq names its product extended synaptotagmin-1-like. Lineage: Eukaryota; Metazoa; Arthropoda; Thecostraca; Balanomorpha; Balanidae. The annotation marks the transcript as partial. The transcript is spliced from 11 exons. The record is from RefSeq and is a predicted model, not a curated record.